Pristis pectinata (smalltooth sawfish) is the source of this 12264-nucleotide messenger RNA. RefSeq names its product vacuolar protein sorting 13 homolog A (gene vps13a). NCBI's taxonomy places the organism in Eukaryota, Metazoa, Chordata, Chondrichthyes, Rhinopristiformes, Pristidae. Gene Ontology annotation, biological process: protein targeting to vacuole; autophagy; protein retention in Golgi apparatus. The record is from RefSeq and is a predicted model, not a curated record. Gene Ontology annotation, cellular component: extrinsic component of membrane.
UCUGCGGCUGGCGUGAUGAGCGCGGAGGUGACGCAGCACAAACUCGUUCUGGCUCGGUGGGUGGUCGUUUUUUUUUGAAUAAUUAAGUUUGGUUCUGCGCGUCGCUCGCGCCCGCGUUGAGGAGAGGCGGCGGCUCGAGCAAGGGCCUGGGAUGGUGAUCGGGCGAAGAUGGUGUUCGAGUCUUUAGUGGUCGAGGUUUUGAAUCGUUUCCUGGGAGAUUACGUUGUGAACUUGGACUCCUCGCAGUUGCAGUUAGGAAUCUGGGGAGGUGACGUGGUACUCAAUAAUCUGGAAGUAAAAGAAAAUGCAUUCUGCGAGCUGCAAGUUCCAUUCCAAGUUAAAGCUGGGCAUAUUAGUAAACUUGAACUGAAGAUACCAUGGAAGAACCUGUACACACAAGCAGUAGAUGCUACAUUAGAUGGAGUCUAUUUGUUGGUUGUUCCAUGUGCCAGUAUUGAAUAUGAUGCCGAAAAAGAAGAAUUACAGCUUCAGGAAGUCAAACAGAGGGAAUUGCAAAGAAUUGAGGAAGCUAAGCAAAAGGUUGCUGACAAAGAAAAUCCUAAAGAAGAAAAGCAAGACACAUUCAUAGAAAAGUUAAUUACUCAGGUUAUUAAGAAUUUGCAGGUGAAAAUUACCAACAUCCAUAUCCGUUAUGAAGAUGACAUCACAAAUCACAAUUUUCCAUUGUCAUUUGGAAUUUCACUUCAGAAUUUAAGUCUUGAGACAACAGAUGAAAAAUGGAAUCCAUGUUUACAUGAUCAAUGUGAGCACGUCUUUAAUAAGCUUGUCCGAUUAGACUACCUCUGUGCAUAUUGGAAUGUCAACACCAAAAUGUAUUCUUAUACCAGUCAGACUGAGGCCUUGGAACUCUUGAAGGGUGGAGUUUCAACAAGUAACUUCAUUCCAGGGGAAUAUCAGUUCAUUUUUCAGCCAAUAUCUGCAAAAGCCAGACUUGAAAUGAAUCCCCGAGCAGAAGUUGACUUUGUGACACCAAAGGUAAACUUGGAAGUAAAUCUUCAAGAUAUAACCAUUGAACUCAAGAGACCUCAGUAUCUUAGCAUCAUGGAGCUGCUUGGAUCUAUUGAUAUGAUGACACGAAACCUACCGUACAGAAAAUACAAACCAAAUGUCCCUUGUCUCAAUAAUCCCAGCGCAUGGUGGGCAUAUGCUAUAAAUAGCAUAUUGAAAGAGAACAUAAAGCCUCGACUUGAAGGGUGGUCAUGGAAGCACAUUCAAAUGCACAGGCAAAAAAUCAAAAACUACAGAAAGCUCUAUAAAUCAAGAAUUACAUCCAAGAAACCAGAUGAAGAACUUAUCAGCACACUUGAGGAACUUGAAAGGGAGCUUGAUUUGUUCAAUAUUACACUCGCAAGACAACAGGCAGAAGUGGAGGCAAUGAAAGCAGGGUAUAAGAUUUACAGACCUGGUGCAAAGGUUGAGGAAGAUAACUCUGGAGGAUGGUUUGCUUGGGCUUGGAGCUGGGCAGGAGGCAAAGAAGAGAAACCACGUGAUUCAAAAUCUGGAAUUGAUUUAUUGAUGACACCUGAAGAGAAGUCUAAACUCUAUACAGCAAUUGGAUACAGCGAAGCUGCAGUGGAUCCUACGAUGCCAAAAAGAUAUGAAGCAGUGAAACUUUCUGUGAAGCUAGUGAGUAUGUCCAUUUCCAUCAAAGAAGAGCAGGACAAGCCAGAGAUCAUGAAAUUUUCUGUGAUUGACUUAAGUACAAAGGUAACCCAGAGGCCAGGAGCACAAGCAAUAAAAUUUGAAGCAAUAAUAAGUACACUCGAAGUGACAGGACUGCCUCGGGAAAUGCGCAGACCAUUACUACUUUCUUCAAGAAAUGUUAUGACUGAAAAUGAAGAUAUUCUGCUCCAGAUCAUGUUUGAAACAAAUCCAUUGGAUGAAAGAGCUGAUCAGCGCCUGAGGGUGGAGUCACGUCCUCUCGAAAUUGUAUAUGAUGCAAGAACUGUGAACAGUUUGGUGGAUUUUUUUCGACCACCCAGUGAUGUGCAGCUGGAGGAGCUAACGUCAGCUACUUUGAUGAAGCUUGAGGAAUUCCGUGAUAAAACUGCGACGGGUUUGAUGUACAUUAUUGAGACACAGAAGGUCCUGGACUUGAAAAUAAACUUCAUGGCUUCUUAUAUUAUUGUUCCACAGAAUGGUUUUCUUGAUAAAUCUGCCAGUUUACUAGUUCUUGAUCUUGGUAAUUUAAGGAUGAUCAGUAAAAGUCGUGCAAAUCUGCCACAAAUCACGGCUGGGGAAAGCACCUUGGAGGAUAUCAUGGCCAGAGCCUAUGACUGUUUUGAUGUACGGCUGAGUAGUGUUCAACUACUCUAUGCUGAGCCAAAAGAGGACUGGAAAGCUGCUCGCAAAACAAAACAAUCCUCUCAGCACAUCUUGCAGCCCAUGGAUUUAAAACUUGAAUUUUGUAGAGCAAUGGUGGUCUCUGAUGCAAGAAUGCCAAAAUUUAAAGUUUAUGGUGGGCUUGCGUUACUUUCUGUUCGCAUCUCAGACCAAAAACUUAGAGGAGUUUUAGGGUUGAUUGAUAGCAUUCCUACACCAGAAAGUCGUUCGCUACCGCCACAGACAACUUCAAAAUCCAGACAGAAACUAUCGCCUGAUAUGACACCACAAUCUGUGCAAAAAAGAGCACUGCAUAAGGAUCUCUACUCUUCUGUUCUCAGUAUGACAGAUUCCGAUGAUGAAUUCUAUGAUGCUCUAAGCUCUCCAAUGGAUAAUAUACCAAUAGACUUACCAAGAGAGAAUUCAUUGAAAAGAUCAGAAUCAUUACGCCAGAAACAGUUGAAAAAGCAAGAAUCUAUGAAAAAUAUGACUGAAUUCCAAAUGGAGUUUGAAAUAACAAAGAUGCUACUUGGAAUUUUUCGUCAUGUAGAAGGUACUGAAAAUCUUGUAUUGGAGUUGGAAAUAUUAGGACUUGGUACAGAGCUGAAAUUGAGAACAUACGAUAUGACUUCGCAUACAUAUCUAAAAGAAGUCAGCUUAAAAUGUCCAGAACAAACAGAUGCUGACAAUAAACCCAUUUAUAUUAUCACCACACUGGAUAACAAUGAAGAUGAUCUCCUUACAAUAGAAUAUAUUAAGGCUGACCGAAAUGGACCAGAGUUCGCAACCAGCUACAACAAUACGGAGCAACUCAUCAAGGCAAACAUUUCUUCUCUGGAUGUCCAUUUACACACUGAAACUCUGCUGAAUUCCAUUCAUUUCCUGAAGAGUCUUAUCCCACAUUCUGAAAGCAAGGCCAGUUUAGAUGAACAAGUCCCUGCCAUUGAGGAGAAGAAAGAGGUCUUUGCAAAGAAAAAAUCAUCUUCUAAAAAAUCGAGUAUGGAUGAUCUGAUCAACAUUCAUAGUUAUGCAGAAUUGGCACUUCUGAAAAUUUUCAUCAGUGAUCAAAACAAAAGAAUUGCAGAAGUAAGCAUUGAAGGUCUUGAUGCUGUGGUGGUUUUGAGGAAGACAUCUACUGAAGUAACCACAAAACUGAAGAAUAUUGUAGUUUUGGAUGCUGAAGAAGAUGCAGCCUACAAGGAGGUUGUAUCCCUUACUGGAAAAGAGGUUUUCAGCUUUAAAAUGACAACUUAUGUGGAUGCUACAGAAGGUGCUGCCUAUACUGAUCUGAAUGUUGUUGAUAGUUCUAUUAGAUUGACUGUUGGCUGUAUUCAAGUCAUCUUUGUGAAAAAAUUUGUAUCUUCAUUAUUGGCUUUCAUAAAUACUUUCCAAACUGCCAGAGAAGCUGUGACUGAGGCAACUGCCCAAGCAGCUUCUGGAGUGAAGGAUCUUGCAGAACGGAGCACCAGAAUGUCGCUGGAUAUUCAAAUCAAUGCACCUGUAGUUGUUGUUCCUCAAUCUCCUACUUCUGAAAAUGUUGUUGUUGCAGAUUUUGGUGUUAUCAUUAUACAGAACAAUUUCUCAAUGAUUAAACAAAAAGAUUACAAUAAUGUGCCACCGGUUAUUGAUUCCAUGAAAAUCUGGCUACGUGAGCUGAAAUUGUACAGGUCAAUAUUUGUGGAUGGGACUUUUCUCUCUGAAAUUUUAUUGCUUCAGCCUGUUAAUCUGGAAGUUGUUGUUGAACGCAACUUGGCUGCAAUUUGGUACCAUGAAAUUCCAGAUAUUAAAAUUCUUGGAACCCUGAAACCUCUGCAUGUUGUACUCAGCCAAGAUGAUCUGAUAAUUAUACUGAAAACUCUCAAUGAAAAUUUGGGUGAUAAUUCAGUUGACUCUGACUCUGUGGCUGUACAAGAUGAUAUAAAGAGGGAUUAUUCAGGCAAUGAGAAAGCAAGUCCUUCACAAAAUUCUGCAGGAAGAACUGUCAUAACUGCUGCUGUUGUAGAAACACACAAACCUGUAAAACUUAAGACAACACUGAAGUUGGAUUUUAAUUUGGAUGAGCUGUCUUUAAUGCUCUACAGUCAACCCGUAAACCCGAUGAAUUUUGCAAAAGAGCAGAGAUCUGAGCAGGACAAACUAGCAGAGUUCAAAUUACACACAUUUUCCACUUCUGUCAAGAUGUUAUCUGAUGGCUCCAUGAAAGUUGAUGUGAAACUUAAUAACUGUAUGCUGGAUGACAAACGAAUGGCAAUAGAGAAAGCCACAUCAAGAAUGGUGGAAAUGAAACUAACAAAUGAGAAGAAUGCAAUGAUCGAUUUCAGUUACAAACAUGGAAGAGAUGGCAUGUUUCUAGAUGCAAUUGUACGUGAUAUCUAUGUUUGUGCAAGUAUGGAAUUUCUGCUCACAGUGGUUGACUUCUUUGUGCAAGCAAAUAAUCAAGUCUCUGCAGUCCAGAUGAACAAACCAACAGUAACACAGACUAAAGAAAAAGUGUCAUCACAAACUACAUCAAAAAUGGAAUUCAUUGUUCAUGUUCAGAAUCCAGAGAUAAUCUUUGUAGCAGAUUUGACAAGAGCAGACGCCCCAUCACUAGUGGUGACAGCUCAGUGUGAGGCUGAUAUUAAUAAUGAUUCAGAAAGUCAGAAGAUUACUGCAGCUGUUAAAGAUCUAAAAGUAGUGGUUUGCCCAUUUCUAAAAGAAAAAAGAAAAAAUCAAGUUACCACGGUCCUCCAACCUUGCAAUUUGUUCUUCCGAAGUGUACAACCUGCUUCUGGUCCCAUUGACGUGGAGUUGGCCAUGAAAUCGCUGAUGCUGAAAGUGUCACCUGUUAUUAUUAACACGGUGAUUACAAUUACGUCUGCCUUGCCUCCAGCUGCUGAUAAUCCACAAGAAAAGGGCAGUGAAAUUCCACCUGACUUGUGGAUUAAGAAGGAUGUGAAAAAUUUAAGACUCUGUUUUUUGGAACAUGAAAGUAAUAAUGAAAAUAAGGAUGGCCCAAAAAAACAAUUGGAUACAACAGGGGAGAGCCUAAGAAUGACAAUUGAAUAUGUUUGCCUGACUCUGGAAGCGGGUGUAGGACACAGAACUGUUCCAAUGCUCUUGGCAAAGUCAACUUUUAAAGGAGAUGUGGAAAACUGGAGCACACUCAUUAACCUUAAGUGUCAUCUUAAUUUAGAGGUGCAUUACUACAAUGAAGUACUUGCUGUAUGGGAACCACUACUUGAACCAUUAGAGAUAGAAAACAGUGAUGAAUUUAGACCUUGGGAGCUUGGGAUCAAGAUAAAGAAGAAGGCUAUCAAAGCAAGGAAUAAUGCAGAAAAUGAAGAGGAAAAUCUCCAUACUCCUGCAUUUAAAACAGUUAUUCAUGUCUCUUCAAAAGACCAACUCAAUAUUACCAUGUCAAAAUGUGGUUUAACCAUGCUCAAUAAUUUAGCUAUGGCAUUUGCUGAAGCUGCUGGUAAAACAAGUGACGUUUUUCAGAAAGACCAAGCACCUUUUGCAAUAAAGAAUUCCCUUGGACUUGAUGUUACAAUUUAUCCUAGUGAUUCAUUUGUUGUCAUCAAUAAAACAAGGCUAAAAAACAGUUAUGAACUUAAAAAUGGAGAAGUUCUUGAUAUGGAUUACCAACGGACAACAAAUGAACAGGAGCUUCUAUCAAACCUGACUAAUGCAAGCAGCAAAUUGUUUUAUAUUUCACUGACUCCUCAGGGCCACACUGCAGCUGACAAAAUUCCACUAAUUAAGUUAGGUCGCCGUCUGUACACCAUUACACAUGAGGAAUCAAUUGUUGAGCGAGCCAUUGUAUGUCAGAUUGAUGCUGUGCAAGGAAGCAAGAGAAUAACAAUUCGUUCUCCUGUUCAGAUAAAAAAUCACUUUUCGUUGCCUUUCAAUGUCUUUGAAGAUGUGGAAUCAGAUUUGAAAAUGCUGGGUACAAUUCAGCCAAAUGAAGAUUUUAAUGUGCCUCUGCUUUCUUACAGAUCAGAUCUCCGUUUACAAUUGAUAAUGAAGGACAAGGAACCGUAUGCUCCCUGUGAGACAAUCACUUUUGGUCAUGUAAAUACAAACAGCAAAGUUGUAUUUCAUCGCAAAUGCCAUUUUCCUGGGGCCAAUGAGCAGGACUCGAUGAUGAUCAAUAUAGUUGCAGUGCAUGACACACUGACAUCUGACAAUCCUGAUGAAAAUAAGAAUGCUUAUGUGCUCCAUUUGUGGCCUAUUGCAAUUCUUCAAAACCUUUUGCCUUGUACAGUUGGUGUAUGCUUAACAGAGGAAAGUGUAGAACGAACCUUGAAGCUCGAUGAAGGAAAUUCUGCCCAACUUCAUGAUGCUGUAUUAGACAAGUCUAAAUUGAUCCUCACUAUUGAUUAUUUGGACCAUAAUUGGACAGGAGAAUAUAGCAUCAAAAGCAACCAAACUGACAUUGAAUUAAUCAAAUUUAAAACACACAUUGAUGAUGAAGAGAGUGAAAUGGACAUCGCAAUCCUUGUGGCAAACAAUGUUGGACACACUUUGUUGACAUUGUAUAGCCCAUAUUGGAUGAUAAAUAAAACUGGGCGGCUGCUUCAGUAUAAAGCUGAUGAUGUUCACCGUAAACAUCCUUUGGACUACAAAAAGCCUUUGCUGUUUUCUUUUGGAUCCAAAUGCUUUUUCCAAAAGAACAAGGUUCAACUUAAAAUAACUGACAGCCAAUUGUCAGAUUCAUUUUCUCUGGACACUGUGGGCAGUCAUGGCUCUGUUAAAUGCAAAGGACCAAAAAAGGAGUAUCAGGUUGGAGUGAGAAUAGAUACCAGCAGCUUUAACCUAACAAGAAUUGUUACCUUCACACCAUUUCACAUGCUCAUCAAUCGAACAAGGUAAAUAGAAGUGACUGAAGAGUGUGAGGCAAAGUGGCAAAGUAUUGAUUCAAACCAGUGCAUCCCAUUCUGGCCUGCAGGGGUUCUGAAAAACUAGUAGUUCGAAUUGAAGGAUGCAGUACACAACAACAAAAGUUUUUACUUCAACAAACAAGAAAAUUGCCUUUUACUUCCUCUGGAUAAUAAGUAAAGUUUUGGAGGCAUCAUUGUGGAAGUACACUUAGCAGAACAUUCUACCUUGGUUACUUUUAAGGAUUACCAUGAAGGGGCUGCUCCAUUCCUCAUUAUUAACCACACAGGCACAAGCACAAUUGAAUAUCAUCAGAGCAAUUCAACUGGAAAGAUGUAUGAAUUGGAGCCAGGUAAAGCAUCUUAUUAUACCUGGGAAGAGCCAACAGGGUCAAGGCUGCUGAAGUGGGGUUGUCAAUGUGAGGAUAUAGAUGGAGAGCUAAACACAGUAAAGGAUGAAUUCAAUGAAUUUGCAAGUGAUAAAGGGGCUUUUUACGUAGCAUCCUUCUUCGAGGGUCUGCAGAGAAUCAUUCUGUUCACGGAUGAUGAGAGAACAUUUAGAUUGGCUCGAGAAAGUGAGAAAGCUGAAAUAGCGGAACAGGAAAUCAUCCUAUCCCUACAGAACUUAGGAAUUUCAUUGGUUAAUAAUUCAGCAAAACAGGAAGUGAUCUACAUUGGUAUAACAAGCUCUGAUAUUAUUUGGGAAAGUAAACCUAAGGUCAAAUUGCGCUGGAAACCAAUGAGUAGAAAGCAAACAGCUCAGUUGGAGAAAGUUUAUAAAGACUACAUGGAGACUUCACCUCAUGAAAGCUACAUUGCUGAUCUUCCCUGUGAUAUUAAGGCUCUUCUAACUCCCAGUGGCGUAGACAUGAAACUUGUACAACCUUCUGAAGUGCCAAUAAGGAGAAAUUAUCAGCCAGCUAUAAAAAUAGAAUACACCAUCUCAGCUCAUCAAAGGUCUCUCAGAAUCCAGAUUUUCAAGAUCCAGAUUCAAAACCAGCUUUCUGGAGCCAUCUUUCCUUUUCCAUUUUAUCCUACUACUCCUCCCAAGUCCAUCACCAUGGAUUCAGCACCAAAACCUUUUGCUGAUGUUAGUAUCAUCACAAGAUCUGCAGGGCAGUCUGAAAUAUCUCGUUUCAGGUAUUUUAUGGUCUUAAUUCAAGAAAUGGAUCUAAAGUUGGAUCUUGGUUUUCUUUAUGCCUUGAUGGAACUCUUCACCCAAUCAACAGAUACUGUUCUUGCUGAUCAAAAGCUGGAGCUAUUCAAAAAAGACCUCGAGUACAUUCAAACAGAGCUGUUGACUGAAUCUGCCACUGACACUUCACCUAUCAGUCUGAUGAAUAAUUUCCAUAUUUCUCCUAUCAAACUACAUCUGAGUUUUUCUAUCAGUUCUGGAGGCGAAGAAAGUAAUAAACAGCAAGAAACUGAAUUGGUCACAAUGCAGUCUCUGAAUCUUUUGUUAAAAAGCAUUGGAGCAACUCUCACUGAUGUACAAGAUGUUGUCUUCAAGCUUGCAUUUUUUGAAAUCAGCCAUCAGUUUUACACUACACAACAGCUUCAGUGGGAGGUCAUCCGACAUUAUUCUAAGCAGGCAAUUAAACAACUAUAUGUCCUUGUUCUUGGACUCGAUGUCUUGGGCAAUCCUUUUGGGUUAAUCAGAGAUUUAUCAGAAGGUGUAGGAGCAUUUUUCUAUGAACCUUAUCAGGGAGCAAUUCAAGGCCCUGAAGAAUUCAUGGAAGGAAUGGCCUUGGGUGUAAAGGCAUUAGUAGGAGGUGCUGUUGGUGGUAUUGCAGGUGCUGCAUCUAGGAUAACUGGUGCAAUGGCAAAAGGAGUAGCUGCUAUAACAAUGGAUGAAGAAUACCAGCAAAGACGUAGAGAGGCCAUGAAUAAGCAGCCAAGUGGAAUUAAAGAAGGAAUUACACGUGGAGGAAAAGGCUUGGUAUCGGGUUUUGUGAGUGGAAUCACUGGAAUAGUGACAAAGCCAAUCAAAGGUGCACAGAAGGAAGGUGCAGCUGGUUUUUUUAAAGGAAUUGGCAAAGGCCUGAUUGGAGCAGUGGCAAGACCAGCUGGAGGCAUUAUAGACCUGGCCAGCAGCACUUUUCAAGGGAUAAAAAGAGCAACAGAAUCAACAGAGGAAGUUGAGAGCCUUCGACCACCUCGAUUUAUUCAUGAAGAUGGAGUAAUUCGACCAUACAGGCUGAGAGAAGCGGUUGGCAUGCAGAUCCUUCAGAAAAUUGAAAAUGGGAGAUUUGCCAAAUUGAAGUACUUUUCCCAUAAAAUGAUAAAUGACUCUGACUUGUUUAUGAUCACAAAAAGUGGUGUUUUUUUUGUAACACAAGGAACAUUCGGCCAGUUGACUUGUGAAUGGCAGUACAGCUUUGAAGAAUUCACCAAGGAGCCUUUCAUCGUUGAUGGAAGGAGGUUGCGCAUUGAAGCCAAAGAACGGGUCAAGUCUGUCUUUCAUGCAAAAGAAUAUGGAAAAAUUGUAAAUUUCAGAUCUGAAGCUGAUGCAAAGUGGAUUCUGGAAAAACUGCAAGAAGUGAGAGAAAAUGGACCGCAUGAUCAGCAUCCAAAGACAUGAAUAAGUGUUGCAAAUUUCAUAACAAUUGUGUAUUAUCUAGAAUUUUAUUUACUAAUUGAACAGAACCUUGUAAACAGCAAUAUGGGGAUUUGUAAUCAUGUAUAUUUUAGUCCCUCCAUUGUUGUUCAGCAAAUUCUAAUGGGAAUUUAAAACCUUCAACUGUAUGAUAACUACUAUUGUAAUUUUUUUAUUUAGUUAAUAUUCAUCAGUUCUGGAUGCUAAAGCAUAAAUUAUUUUGGAUUCUUCCAAAGAGAAUUGAAGCAUUUUCAACUAAAUAACUUGCAGGCACCGACUGUAUUUGCCAUGGCUAAUAAAGCCUUUACUGAUAGAGUGUCACUUUAUAACAAAUGUGCCAACAUUUUCGUCAUAGUUGGGCUAUAUUCAGUGACUCAAUUUCAUAUUACAAAGUAACUAGAGGAAUCCAGAUAUUUGACACCUACUUUAAAAAUUAAACUGAACUUGCUUGUAAGGAAAAUAUGCAUUACCAUAUUUUGAAACAGUAAACAAGUAAAUUUCAAGAAUAUUUUUUUUUGCAAAGCUGGGAAGAAUUAGUAAAACAACUUAAUUAUUUAUCAAUUAAAUCACAAUGCCCUCUGAUUUCCAUUGCCUUUUAGUAGAUCUAUAUACAGAUCAUGCAUCAUAGAUUGGCACACAAUUACCUGAUGUAUUCUUGUAAAUACUUAAUCAUACUCCUUAGUAAAUACUCUUAAAGGCUGUAUUGCACUUAAGUUUUAACUGCAAUCAAAACCAACUUGAUAGUGAAAAAUCCAGCUGAUCUGGACAAACACUUUCUUUCUAUGCUUAAUCUACUCAGUAUAAUAGAAUCCCUAAUGCAUUGAAAAAAAUCAAUACUUUGAAAGAUUUUGUCAACUGUUGUUUUCCAGAAAAUCUUUUGUAUUAAUUCCAGAAUGCCUCAUGUGCUCCAAUUUGUCUAUCUCCAUCUUUUCAAUGUUAAAUCCAUCCAGAAAUGUAUAUAAGAAAAUAGCACUUUUAUUUGAAUUUGAUCUUAGAUACCUUUGCAAAUCACACUUACUCAUUUAUUCAAGUUUUGUUUUUAAAGCAUAAUCAUGCUUAACUGGUUUUAAAUUGUCUUAUUAAAUAAUAGAAUAUGCAAUUUUCUACAAUUUUCAUUUUGUAGAUGCACUCUCUUGUUUGGGGAAAAAUGUUGCUAAUAAGAUUUUUUUUGUGCUUUUUCUGUUGUCCCAAGGCAGUAUUUUUUUUCACAAAAUAAACCCAACAGCAGUAAAAUGAUGAAGUAUAGGUUACUAGUAUCAGUAACAUUUAUAACUGCACAAUUGUACCCUUUCAAGAAUUUCACACUUUUUUCAAGAAUUGUUUUCCAUUUUGCUUGAAAUCAGAGUUACAAGUUUUACAUGUUGUCAUGUCUUGAUCAUCAGUAAGUUAAGCCUACCCAAACAGAAAUAUGGUACCAGCAUUAUCAUGCAUCCUUUUUAAUAUUGACUGGCAUGUGCAGUGAAGUGGCUAUUUUGAUAAUAACAUUGUAUUUACAUUAAAGCUUAAAUUUUAAUUCCUAUAGAUUGUAUUGUUCAGUUUGCAAAGUGUUUGUAGACUGGGAGGACAGGUUCAUGCUAUACAGUGGUGUGAUCUAAUUGUCAUAAUCAUGAGUUUCAAAUUCCAACAUAACACAUGGGGAAUUUAAAUUCAUUUAGUUGAGAAAGAAGCUAUCAUCAUAUUGCCCAUGAAACCAGCAUAUUAUAAAAACACAUCUAAUUUCCCAAGGUCUUUUAGGGUAGGGCAAUAUGUUGUUCUUAAUUAAUUUGGCCUAAAUGGAACUUCAGAACCACAACUGUUUGGUCAACUUGAUUGAAUUUCAAAGGCAAUGAGGAAUAAAUGCUGGCUUUGUCACCCUCAACCUGAUUGUCUCUUUAAAAGUAGAUAGCCAUUCAUGGAUUUAGAUGAAAUCAAUCCACACAAGGUUUUGAAUAAUUACUAAUGAAGUAAGUGGCAAAGUUGGUAUAUUUGUAACUUCCAUAGAGAAGUUCGGAGGAUGUUGCUAUACGGGCACCAAACCUCAAUGGUGGGAUACGAGUCCCUGCUUGUGCUUCUUACUAAGAAAUAGGGAAAAGUGAAAAUGUCUUUUGUAGCAGCUACUUCCAUGCACCUGCAAGUUCAAAAUCAUGCAAUGAGGCCUUAGGGCCAGAGAGUUAGAUGUAGGAACAAAAUAAUGUAAAAUCUACUCUCCCAGCUUAAAAAUUGUUGGAUCCUGAGAACUUAAGUCUCAAUUAGCAAAGUCUUCCUUUGCAAAUUCUGUAACCACAAAGAAGACUAGUUGAUAUUUUUCUUCGUCCUGUGCAAUCUGCUGCAGAAAAAAAAUCAAACUCCUCAAAUUCACUCUCCCAUUAAGUGUAUUAAAAUUAAUGCAGGUGUAGAAAUUAAUGUAUAUCAUUUGCAUUAUGACAGCUCAAUAGACAUGUAUUCUUCCAACAACUGUUUCUAUUAAACAAUGGCUAAGUUAGAGAA